Oppiella nova is the source of this 401-nucleotide messenger RNA. The record is from the annotation of a GenBank genome assembly. NCBI's taxonomy places the organism in Eukaryota, Metazoa, Arthropoda, Arachnida, Sarcoptiformes, Oppiidae.
CGUUUUGAACACAAGUUUAUAUGAUUUACACUUUCGAUAAGAGUUUUGUUUAUUUAUUUGAAGUCUAUUUUAAAUCCACUAAUCAUUGAUUCAAUUCACAGAUUAUUUAUUUGAUUACAAAUUAUAUUAAAAAUUUUAUUUACACUAAAAGUGGAGAUAAUAGCGAUUGAGAAGCGAUGGACGACUCGCACCACAAGAGUUAUCACAGAUUCAAAUCAAUGAUCGGUCUCCGGAGGCCAGACAUGAGCCACAACUCGUUCAUCAGUCUCAGCAAUGUCUCCAUUUCGUCGACAUUCUCGUUGAGUGCGCUGAAGACCAACUCAUUCAAGAAAAUGAGACGUCUUUUGACGACAACAAAGUUGACGAGAAAUAAGACAUCAGUUCUGUCGCCGAAGAAUCUC